Messenger RNA from Torulaspora delbrueckii, 984 nucleotides. RefSeq lists its product as uncharacterized. Gene Ontology annotation, molecular function: AMP transmembrane transporter activity; FAD transmembrane transporter activity; ADP transmembrane transporter activity. The coding region runs from base 1 to 984 and encodes 327 amino acids. The transcript has a single exon. The record is from RefSeq and is a predicted model, not a curated record. Gene Ontology annotation, cellular component: peroxisomal membrane. Lineage: Eukaryota; Fungi; Ascomycota; Saccharomycetes; Saccharomycetales; Saccharomycetaceae.
AUGUCAACCAGUCUGGAGGAGGAAUUUAAUCCACAAGAAGCAGAAGAGCUUGCACAUGCUCUUGCAGGUGCUGGUGGUGGUGCCUUGUCGAUGGCGUUAACGUACCCUUUAGUCACUAUAUCGACAAAACUUCAAGCAGAGGCAAAGAGUGAAAAAGAAGAGAAAAGAAGUCCAUGGAGGGUGAUCGAGGAUAUUUGGCAGAAGGAGGGACUAGCCGGCUAUUACUCCGGUUUGGAGAGUGCCAUUUAUGGGAUGGCAGUGGCUAAUUUCAUAUACUAUUAUUUUUAUGAAUCAACUGGGAGAUCGAUUCAGAGAUUACGCCGUAAGACGCAGCUGAAUGCUCUUGAGUCUAUAGUCACUGGGGCGAUCGCCGGAUCCGCAACCGCCAUUGCUUCGAAUCCAAUAUGGGUCGCUAAUACUAGGAUGACUAUAACGAAAUCGGAGAAGAGUACAUUAGCAAUGAUGUUACAAAUUGUCAAAGAUGAUGGUGUUUUGGCACUUUUCAAAGGAUUGAAACCAGCUUUAAUCCUGGUAACAAAUCCCAUAAUCCAGUAUACCGUCUUUGAACAGCUGAAGAACAUGAUUUUAGGGCUUCAAGGCAAUCAAAAUGCUAUCUUAGCUCCCAGUUGGGCAUUUCUACUAGGUGCCGUUGGUAAGCUCAUUGCCACUGGAGUAACUUAUCCAUACAUUACUUUGAAGACGAGAAAGCACAUGGAAGGUGAUAAGAACUUAAAGACAAAGGCAGAAACUGCUGGAAAGAGUGAGGCAAAAGUGAGUGCCAUUGAAAUCAUCAAGAAAGAAGGAAUCUCGGGUCUUUAUCGUGGUAUCGGGUAUAAACUCGUUCAAAGUAUCCUAACCGCUGCGUUCUUGUUCUAUUUCAAAGAAGGUCUUGUGUUGUGGGCCAUUAAAGCUUUAAGACUUCUACGUCAAUUCAAUCAGAGCUCUUUGAGACAGCGCAGGAUCAUUGUUUCAAAACUCGGUUAA